GGACCGUAUGUUGAUUGAUCAACCUGGCUACCUUCUCAAAGAAUUAUGGCUUUUGAUUGAUGCGUCAUUUUUUCGGAAUUGUUCAUUGGAAUUGUGUAUGUUUUUUUCUCACCUCCGUAUAAAACGAUACUGAUGUUUCGUUUUCCAACCCAUGGUGGAAUGAAAUGAAGAAAAAUGCUAGAAGAGAUAUCCAACUUUUCACGCAUUUAAUUUCACGGCAUUUAUGACUUUUUAAGAUGCCUAAUAAGAGGCAAUCGAGAGGAACACACUACGAUCGAAUGAGUAUAGAUUCUGGUGCCCACGGCAAAGUAUGCUUUCGUCAUAACGAUAGCUUUGCGGACUCAACAACGCUUGCGUCAGCGCCAUACAAGGGUGAUCCAGGAUUGUAUAGCUCAUCCCGCUUACGAAAUGCAUGCCUCGUUAUACUCGUGGUAAUCAUCGCUCUUGGAUUGGGAGUUCUCAUCGGAUUCCUGUGGUUUCGUUCCAAUGACCAACGAGGGAAACCCACGGCGGCCACCACAAUUCAGCCUACCAUUGGCGAUCUCUUACAGAGAUUUCAGGACCACGUAGACCCUAAGCGACUAGAGAAGGAUUUCAGGUACUUUACAAAUAGGCCCCACGUGACUGGUUCCCAGGUCAGCAGGAAUCACACGGACAUUUUCAUCCGUUUGUGGAGGGAGUAUGGGUUUGAGGUUGAGGUGCCGGAGUACCAAGUGCUCCUUUCAUACCCCGAGGAGGAUAACCCCAACACAGUCACCCUUUUCAACAGUGCCACCGGGCAAGUGGAACACAACAUUAUCCUAAAGAUCAACGCCACUGAAGGUCCUGCGAGUACUCAACAGUACCCAUAUCUCCCUUACCUGGCGUACGCUACUAAUGGGACGGUACAAGCUGAGCUAGUCUACGCCAACAAGGGCUUUGAAAGCGACUUUGACGAACUGCAGAGAAGGAACAUUUCCGUCCAAGGGAAAAUUGUUAUAAUGAGAUCGUUAUUUGGCAAUGUUCCUAACGCUGAGAUGCACGGGGCAGCAGGUGUUAUCCUUUUCCCAGACCCCCUAGACUAUGCCCCGGAGGGUCACGAGGAUAGGGACACCUACCCCAAUACUCCAUGGAUGCCUCCCGACGGAGUACAGCGGAUGUCUCUUCUCCCCUCUUCUGGGGACUCCCUUACGCCACUCUUCCCCGCUGUAGACGGGAUUUACCAGAAGCCCAUGAAGGAGGCACAGACUACUAAGGUUCCAGCGCAAACCAUCUCUUACGCGGACGCUAAGGUGCUGCUGAGUAAAAUGACAGGUGACCUGGUUCCUGAGAGUUGGAGAGGGGCUUUGGACGUCGCAUAUCGUUUUGGGGCAAGCGGAAACACCUCUUCUAAUUUCACAAUAAAACUGUCAGUCCACAAUAAACUGGCUAUAACAAAGAUUCGAAACGUCAUCGCUACAAUUAAGGGUUCGGAAGAGCCUGACCGAUACGUCAUGAUCGGUAAUCAUAGAGACGGGUGGUUGUUCGGCGCCGCUGACCCUUCUAGCGGCACUGCGACGCUAGCCGAGAUCUCCAGAGUAGUUCGGGAAUUAGUGCGGGAGGGAUGGCAACCCAAGCGUACGAUCAAGCUGUGCAGCUGGGGAGGCGAAGAAUUCGGAAUGCUUGGAUCAAUAGAGUGGUCCGAGGAACAUGACCGGAUAUUAAAGCAGAGGGCGGUGGCUUACCUAAACACUGAUGUCGCAGUAGGUGGGAACUUCAUCUUGUUUGCACAGACAAGCCCGAUGCUUGCAAAUCUCAUCUUUACUCACACAAAACACGUGAAGGACCCACUGGACAGCAAGAAGUCGCUGUAUGACUCCAUGCUGGAAAAGAUGCCAUCUAGAGAAAACCCUAAGCUUCCCUACUUGUCGGGCUUUCAGUUUUCCACGGAUAACCUACCUUUCUGUCUACUGAAUGGGAUGAGCACGGCGGAUUUCAGUUUCUUUUUUGGUUACAAAGGCAAGUUUGUCCUGUACCCUGUGUAUCAUUCGCAGUACGACAACUAUGACUGGAUUAAGAGGUUUGCCGACCCCGAGUUUAAGCACUUUACCGCCAUGACGCAACUUCUUGGUCGAAUGUUGCUCGAUCUUUCUGACGCAUCUAUUCUUCCAUUCAGCGUUACUAGAUUCGCCUACUCAACGAAGAAAGCGUUCCAGUCGCUUGAGAAAAGCAGCGCUUUGUUACAGAACUAUGGUGUUACACUGGAUCGUUUGAGGGACGCAGUUUAUACGUUUAUCAACAUCUCCAAAGAUUUUGAGAACGCAAUCAAGAUACGUGAUGGUCAGCGUAACCCCUUGUUACUGCGCAUGAUCAACGAUCAGCUAUUGCAGAUUGAAAGGAUGUUUGUGAGCGCACACGUUGUCAAUGACUGGGCCAUGAAUCAACGAAUCUUGGUAAAUGAUGUCUUCUCCAACGUUGAAACAGCUAUCAAAAGUAAUGAUGAGCAGAAAAUCAAGAAGCAAGUUUCGCUUACAAUACAUGCCCUGUGGUCCGCCACAUCACUUCUAAAACCUCUCACCUAAAAAAUUCAUUUAUAAUUGCAUAUGCAUACACCUUUUUCAAAGAGAUUUCAACAGUAAUUAAAGGAUCAGCAAAUAGCAAUUUUCAGUUCUCCUACCUAAAGGUACAAUCGGUAGUUUUAAAAAUAGUUACAACUUUUAAACUAUUGGCGCUAAGGAAUGUCCAACAACACGAAGACACCAUCUGUUUGGCAAUAGAAGAUUAGCAUUCGCCUUUCGCCUCGACAACCAUUGAAGUUCAUGCCUGAAGCCAGUACUAUGCACAGGCACCAGCCCCGCCCCCAUCCUCGACCAAUAGACUUAUGUCCACAAACCCCAUCCCCCUCAGCAAAUCGUGGUUACUCGCUCUAUCAUUCCUCUUACUCUUUUGUGUUUCCGUUGUGACGUUCUACCCAAUGACAACCCAAACAUCACGAGCCGGGACAGUGCGCAGCAAGACAAUCUUUAUUUUUCCUUUUUUUAGCCGAUCGACCUUUUCCGAUCAAUACAUUGUCUACCAUAACACUACACCGUUUAGAUAGAACUGCGUGUUACUUAAAGACUACUGUUGGCUGCCAUUUCGUCAUCCUAGUAAAAUAUCUGAUGUGACAGAGCAUACAUUUCCGUCAGCUGAUUUUGGAAGUGAUAUUUCAUAUUGAAUUUGGUAAAUAAAGUAUAAAAAUUUG
Molecule: messenger RNA, 3202 nt
Organism: Nematostella vectensis (starlet sea anemone)
Lineage: Eukaryota; Metazoa; Cnidaria; Anthozoa; Actiniaria; Edwardsiidae
Product: glutamate carboxypeptidase 2
Exons: 6
Coding region: 237-2540 (767 amino acids)
Molecular function (GO): carboxypeptidase activity
Source: RefSeq, a predicted model, not a curated record